Molecule: messenger RNA, 774 nt
Organism: Boeremia exigua
Lineage: Eukaryota; Fungi; Ascomycota; Dothideomycetes; Pleosporales; Didymellaceae
Exons: 5
Coding region: 1-774 (257 amino acids)
Cellular component (GO): intracellular anatomical structure
Molecular function (GO): oxidoreductase activity, acting on NAD(P)H, oxygen as acceptor
Source: RefSeq, a predicted model, not a curated record
AUGCGCGAACGGAUGAGCCUUGAGGGAAAGACCACAAUCGUCACCGGAGGCGCUCGCGGAAUAGGCCUAUCUAUAGUCGAAGCUAUAGCAGAAGCCGGUGGCAACGUUGCUGUUCUUGAUGUGAUGGAAAAGCCACAUACUGACCUGUCCAACAUCGGUACGAAAGUUGAGUACUAUCGGACGGACGUGGCAAAGAUGGACGCGUUGGAGAACACCUUCAGCCAAGUGAAGAAGGACUUUGGAAAGAUUCACAACUGUGUCACCGCCGCGGGGAUAGUGGCCGACAAACCAUUCUUCGAUCACACCUGGGAGGAUUGUGAAAAGAUCUUGAAGGUUAAUGUCCUAGGAACAUUCUUCUGCGCGCAGUUGACAGCUAAGGCGAUAAGAGACCAGGGCUCAGGCGGCAGUCUUGUCUUCAUAGCAUCGAUCGCGUCUCAUAUGGCACUUCCGCUACAACGUCUUCCAUUGUACGGAGCGUCCAAGGGGGCCGUACGUGUCUUGAUGACCCAGCUGGCUGUCGAGCUGGCACCACUCAAUAUUCGAGUCAACACGAUUUCUCCUGGGUUCAUCCGCACAGACAUGACUGAGCUUUGCGCAGAGCAACAACCAGAGUUGUAUUCGGUAUUCGACUCGGCACCCCCAAUAGGAAGGAUGGGGGAGACAAGCGAUAUCACAGGUGCUGUGAACUAUCUUUUGAGCGAUGCGUCGGCGUAUACGACUGGAGCUGAUAUACCGAUUACUGGAGGCCUGAUUGGAGGUCGUAUCAAGAACUGA